AAGUCUCAGUCGUGGAUGGAUGUUCUCACUGAGGCAGGACGCGCGCUGUGGGGAAGCAGAACCACUGUGUGUGGGGGUUUUCGUGGAUUUUACGCACGGAUGGCACCGCGGGGCUGGACACGAUGACGCACGCGCCCACUUUGUUCGACUUUUCCUGAAAGAGAGAGAGAGUGAGUGAGUGUGUGGGAGAGAGAGAGAGAGAGAGAGAGGCAGACGGAGACUUAUGAGUUGGUGUGAGGCGUCCACUCGCGGCCGUGUCUCCUGUCCACUCCGCUGCUGCGCGCUCUCCGUGGCCGUUGUCGCUCUCCUCCUCCGCGGGACUUCGUGACGCUGGGAUGGGAUGCAGGAGCGCGCUGGGAUGCUGCCUGCUGGCGGCGCUGUCCUGCGGCUGCCUCCUCCUGCUCUUGCUGCUCCCCGGCUGCUGUGGGAACAUCACCGUGGCCGUGAUGCUGCCGGACAACCACCACAAGUACCCGUGGGCUCUGCCGCGCGUCUUCCCCGCCAUCCUCAUGGCGCACGAGGACCUGCACGGCAAACACGGGCUGCUGCUCGGCCGCACCAUCAACAUCCUCAACUACAGCACCGAGGACCCCGCCGCGGGCUCGUGCGCCGAGAGCCGCGCGCAGGUGGUCGCCGUGGACGCCAAGCUCUACAUCCGACCGGACGCCUUCUUCGGACCCGGGUGCGUGUACCCGCUCGCCUCCGUUGGGCGUUUCGCGUCCCACUGGAAGCUGCCGCUGAUCACGGCGGGGGGCCCCGCGUACGGCUUCGAUAAGCGGGACGAGUACCGCACCAUCGUGCGCAGCGGACCCUCCACCACCAAACUGGGAGACUUCGCCAACGUCCUGCACACGCACUUCAACUGGACGUCGCGCGCCGUGGUCAUUUUCCACGACCUGCGGCAGGACGACCGUCCGCACUACUUCCUGUCUGAGGGGAUUUACCUGAACCUGAAGGACGUGAUGAACGUGACCGUGGAGGCGCAGCCGUACGAGAACGACUUCAACGACUACAAAGACCUGAUCGCCUUCAUGAAGGAGAACGGAAGAAUCAUUUACAUCUGCGGUCCUCUGGAGACGUUCCUCAACAUCAUGAAACUGUUCCAGUCUGAGAUCCCGGACCCAGAGAACUACGCCAUCUUUUAUCUGGACGUGUUCGCCGAGAGCCUGGCUGAUCGCAAACCGUGGCAGAACGCCGACUCCAACUGGGCGGAUCCCAUCAAGGUCUUUAAGUCCGUGAUGGUGAUCACAUACCGGCCUCCUGAUAAUCCCGAGUACAAAGUCUUCCAGAAGAGACUUCACGCCAGAGCUCAGAGGGAUUUCGGAGUGCAUUUGGAACCAUCACUGAUGGACUUCAUCGCCGGCAGCUUCUAUGAUGGUUUCGUGUUGUACGCCAAGGCCUUGGAGGAGACACUGGCGGAGGGCGGAGCCCAGAACGACGGCAUAAACAUCACGAUGAGGACGCAGAACCGACGACUCUGGGGAGUGACGGGACUCGUGACCACGGAUCACAAAAACGCCCGGGACAUUGACGUCAACCUGUGGGCGAUGACUGACCAGGAGACGGGGGAGUACGGGCUCGUUGCGUACUACAACGGCACCAACAAGGAGAUCAUCUGGUCGCAGACAGAGAGGAUCCACUGGCCCAGCGGGGGUCCACCACUGGACAACCCUCCCUGUGUCUUCUCCAAGGACGACCCCUCCUGCAACGAUGAUCAUCUGCCGGUGCUGGGUAUCGUCGCUGUGGGCUCCGGCUUGGCGCUCAUCAUCUUCGGGAUCUCCAGUUUCCUCAUAUACAGGAAACUGAAGCUGGAGAAGGAGUUGGCCGGGAUGUUGUGGAGGAUUCGCUGGGAGGAUCUUCAGUUCGAGAGUCCCAACAAGUAUCACAAACGAGCCGGGAGUCGCCUCACCCUCUCACAGAGAGGCUCCAGCUACGGCUCCUUGAUCACUGCCCAUGGAAAAUAUCAGCUAUUUGCAAAAACGGGCUAUUUUAAGGGAAACUUGGUGGCCAUCAAACACGUCAACAAGAAGAGGAUAGAGCUGACCAGACAAGUGUUACUGGAACUCAAGCAUAUGAGAGACGUUCAGUUCAACCACCUGACCCGGUUCAUUGGGGCCUGCAUUGACCCGCCCAACAUCUGCAUCGUCACAGAGUACUGUCCCAGAGGCAGCCUGCAGGACAUUCUGGAGAACGAGAGCAUCAACCUGGACUGGAUGUUCCGAUAUUCUCUCAUCAACGACAUCGUGAAGGGAAUGAACUAUCUCCACAACAGCUACAUCGGCUGCCAUGGAAAUCUGAAGUCAUCUAAUUGCGUGGUGGACAGUCGAUUUGUUUUGAAGAUCACGGAUUACGGCUUGGCCAGCUUCCGCUCGUCCUGCGAGAACGAUGACACGCACGCACUCUACGCAAAGAAGCUGUGGACAGCCCCCGAGCUCCUCAUAUACGACCGCCAUCCGCCUCAGGGCACGCAGAAGGGCGACGUGUACAGUUUUGGCAUCAUACUGCAGGAGAUAGCGCUGAGGAACGGGCCUUUCUACGUGGAGGGCAUGGACCUCAGCCCCAAAGAGAUCGUACAGAAGGUGAGGAACGGUCAGAAGCCGUACUUUCGGCCCACGACGGACAACAGAUGCCACUCGGAGGAGCUGACGAUACUGAUGGACGGCUGCUGGGCCGAGGACCCGGCGGAGAGGCCCGACUUUGGACACAUCAAGAUCUACAUGGCCAAACUCAACAAAGAGGGCAGCACCAGUAUUCUGAACAACCUGCUGUCCAGGAUGGAGCAGUACGCCAACAACCUGGAGAACCUGGUGGAGGAGCGGACACAAGCGUACCUGGAGGAGAAAAGGAAAGCCGAAAACCUCCUCUAUCAAAUUUUACCACAUUCAGUAGCAGAGCAGCUGAAGCGAGGGGAGACGGUGCAGGCCGAGGCCUUCGACAGCGUCACCAUCUACUUCAGCGACAUCGUGGGCUUCACGUCCAUGUCUGCGGAGAGCACGCCGCUGCAGGUCGUCACUUUGCUGAACGAUCUCUACACCUGUUUUGACGCCAUCAUCGAUAAUUUCGAUGUUUAUAAGGUGGAGACCAUCGGCGACGCCUACAUGGUCGUGUCUGGGCUGCCGGUGCGGAACGGGAAACUCCACGCCAGAGAGAUCGCGGGGAUGUCGUUAGCUUUGUUAGAGCAGGUGAAAACGUUCAAGAUCCGCCACAGACCCAACGACCAGCUGAGACUCAGGAUAGGUAUUCACACAGGUCCAGUCUGUGCCGGCGUGGUCGGCUUAAAAAUGCCCAGAUAUUGUUUGUUUGGAGACACGGUCAACACGGCGUCACGGAUGGAGUCCAACGGAGAAGCCUUGAAAAUCCACGUUUCCUCGGCCACCAAAGAAGUUCUCGACGAGUUUGGUUACUUUGAUCUCCAGUUACGAGGAGACGUAGAAAUGAAGGGUAAAGGUAAAAUGAGAACGUACUGGCUUCUCGGGGAGAAGACGGACGUGUACGUCAUCUGAGCGGCUGACGAGCAGCGACAUCUUUAUUUGUUCUAGAAUAAGUCUUUAAAAAUCAACGACAACACACACACACACACACACACACACACACACACACACACACAGACAGAGGGAAUUCCAGGUAUAUUUAUUACCUGCAUAUUGUAACUGUUUUUGUAUGAAGAACAUUUCUGUUCUCACUGAUAGAGAAAAUAAAUUCUUAUUUUUUGUGCUUUCUAUAUUAAGAUUUGUAUCACGUGUUUGGAAGUCAACGAUGUUAUUAAUAUUAAUAUUUUGCAAAAACGUUUGGACACGUAACAAUCACGAGUCUCUGCAGGGGUUUGAUCCGCCGUCGUACAACAGUAUGUCUGUAUAUAUGUAUAUCCAAGAUACUGUAAGAUAUUUUGUUCAAUAAACCGAGUGAAAUACUCUGCUUUUUCCAUU
Molecule: messenger RNA, 3926 nt
Organism: Solea solea (common sole)
Lineage: Eukaryota; Metazoa; Chordata; Actinopteri; Pleuronectiformes; Soleidae
Gene: npr2
Product: natriuretic peptide receptor 2
Exons: 22
Coding region: 336-3503 (1055 amino acids)
Biological process (GO): protein phosphorylation; receptor guanylyl cyclase signaling pathway; intracellular signal transduction
Cellular component (GO): membrane
Molecular function (GO): protein kinase activity; natriuretic peptide receptor activity; peptide hormone binding
Source: RefSeq, a predicted model, not a curated record